GACAAUUGAGGGAGGCCCGCCAUGCACCCGACGCUCGCCGCGCUCUCGAAAGCCUCCCGGCGGGCACUCACGCCCAAGCGCGGAAACAAGGACUUUUACAAGGGGACGAGACAAGCGUUUCUGCCGGGGGCCCACCGCACGGGCGCGCCGGGCAAGUUCGUCGUCCGCGGCAAGGCGAAGUACCGCCUGGUCGACGAGCAGGUGCGCGUGUUCGUCGCGCCGCCCGUGGAGGAGCUCAACGCUGCGCGGCUAAAACCGUACGUCGACGCCACGGUCAAGCUCUCGAGUGCGCAGCGCAACGAGGUGUUCGGGAAGCUGCCGAGCGGCGGGCUGGACGGCGCGCGCUACCUGCAGGUCGCGCCGAAGGAGGAGCAGCUCGCGCAGGUGGUGAUGAAGGAGCUGUGAAGGUCCGAGUACGAGGUGGUGCGGAGACGGGCGGGCGGGGAACUCAAGUCCCUGGGAUGCCUUGAGCCCCGGGCGAAGCGACUGGAAAUGUCCCUCGCAAAAGCCUGCGCCGUGGCUGGUGCAGUAGUGGCUCCGGUCCCGAGAGGGCUGUUUCGAAAAACCGCAGACCGCCGCUCAGCAUCUUUAGUCUGAAAUGCCAGCGCACAUCCGUAUAUCUCAUGUAUUUGAUUCUCCCCGAUCAUAAUAAGUAUCUAUCGUAUGACGGCC
This is a messenger RNA of Gloeophyllum trabeum ATCC 11539, 672 nucleotides long. RefSeq lists its product as uncharacterized. Gene Ontology annotation, cellular component: mitochondrial large ribosomal subunit. The transcript is spliced from 4 exons. Lineage: Eukaryota; Fungi; Basidiomycota; Agaricomycetes; Gloeophyllales; Gloeophyllaceae. Bases 22 to 405 code for a protein of 127 amino acids. The record is from RefSeq and is a predicted model, not a curated record. Gene Ontology annotation, molecular function: structural constituent of ribosome.